Molecule: messenger RNA, 2721 nt
Organism: Erigeron canadensis
Lineage: Eukaryota; Viridiplantae; Streptophyta; Magnoliopsida; Asterales; Asteraceae
Product: putative receptor-like protein kinase At3g47110
Exons: 2
Biological process (GO): protein phosphorylation
Molecular function (GO): ATP binding; protein binding; protein kinase activity
Source: RefSeq, a predicted model, not a curated record
AUGAUCUUCUUAUCAUCUUCCCCACCUAUUUAUAUCCUCUUUUAUACUAUUGUUAUAUUUUUAACUACUUUUUCCACCACCUGUGAUUCAUAUGGCGGAAAUGAGAGUGAUCAUUUGGCGUUGUUGUCGUUCAAGUCAUUUAUCAAUGAUCCAUAUGGAGCUUUAACUUCAUGGAACUCUUGCUCCCAUUUCUGCAACUGGAAUGGUGUUUCUUGUGGAAAACUGCAUAAAAGAGUGACUAUGAUACAACUAGAGUCAAAAGGUCUAGAAGGCUCCUUAUCUCCUCACGUAGGAAACCUGAGCUUCCUUCAGGUGUUAUCACUUUUGAACAACAGCAUUCAAGGAAGCAUCCCUCAUGAGCUUGGUCGUCUAUUUAGGCUACGUUUCCUUUUACUGUCCACAAACAAAUUCACUGGAGUCAUUCCUACUAAUUUGUCUGGUUGUUAUAACCUAGAGGUGCUUCAGGCAGGUAAGAAUAAUCUAGUUGGAAACAUACCCUUAGAGAUGAGUGUUUUCUCUAAACUUACUUCUUUUGAUUUGAAUAAUAAUAACUUAACGAGAGGAAUCCCACCUUUCUUGGGGAAUCUUACAUCAUUGGAGGAAUUCUCUGUUAGAAGCAAUCCAUUGGGGGGGAGCAUUCCAAACACCUUAGGUCGUUUGAAAAGCUCAAGGAUAUUUUACGCCGGGGAUUGUAACUUACAUGGAACCAUCCCUCACUCCAUCUAUAAUCUCUCGCUCCUAAUUAAUUUUACUUUGUCUUCGAAUCAGCUAAUGGGUACUCUUCCUUCAACAAUUGGAUCAAUGCUCCCAAAUCUUGAAUAUCUUCAACUAUGGGGCAAUCAAUUGUCCGGUCUUUUACCCCCAUCAAUAUCUAAUUGUUCGAAUUUACAACUUCUUGACAUCUCUAACAACAACUUUAGUGGGAAAUUGACGAUUGACUUUGCAAACCUAAAAGAUAUUUAUCAUAUAUCUUUGCAAGGAAUCAGCUUCAAUGGAGGCGGGGAAGCGAAUGGAAUGAAGUUUAUUGAUUCUCUGGGAAAUUGCACCAAAUUAGAGUUUUUACUUCUUGGUAUGUGUAACAUUCGAGGAGUAGUCCCAACAUCAAUUGGUAAUCUUUCUCAUCAACUCAGUGCUCUAGAGUUAGGAAGAAAUCAAUUGUAUGGAAGCCUCCCUUCAAGCAUAGGUAAUCUAGUUGGUUUGACCAUGUUAGGUUUAGAUACAAACCAAUUCACGGGAAACAUUCCCUCAACCAUUGGCAUGCUUCAAAACCUACAAGAGGCUUUUCUAUAUGAAAAUCAAUUUUCAGGGCCAAUUCCAUAUGCAAUAGGUAACUUAUCAAUGUUGAAUUUGAUUAAUUCACGUUCCAACAUAUUGGAAGGGGAUAUCCCACCAACUGUGGGGAAUUGUAAUCGUCUCGAGGUGUUUGCCUUUGAGAACAAUAAACUAAGUGGCAAAAUACCUAAACAACUUCUUCAACUUACUUCUCUAACCUCAUUAUAUCUUUCAAAUAAUAGCCUUUCUGGUCCACUUCCAACUGAGCUUGAAGAUCUUAGAUCUUUGAACAUAUUGGUUCUGUCUCAUAAUUAUCUAUCAGGUAACAUUCCGAGUAGCCUUGGUGGUUGUACUAGCCUUGUUUACUUAUACAUUAACGACAACUUAUUUGAUGGCAUGGUACCACCAUCAUUAAGUUCUGUGAGAGGAUUGGCAGAACUCGAUCUUUCUCAUAAUAAUUUAUCAGGCCAAAUUCCUCAGUUCUUAGAAUGGUUCUCCCUAGAAUACUUGAACCUCUCCUUUAACGAUUUUCAGGGUCAAGUACCGAUGAAGGGAGUGUUUGCCAAUGUAAGUGCAUUCUCCAUUUUAGGGAACAAUAGGCUUUGUGGUGGUUUGGUUGAACUUCAGUUACCCAAAUGCAAAAUGGCAGAGAAACAUAAGAGAAGGUUCACAUUGUUCAUUAUAGUCAUUUUAAUUUCUUGUACGGUAUUCAGCAUAUUAUGUUUUGUCUAUGCUUGGUUUAAAAAGAAAAAGAAUGGUGAACCGUCUCAAUCAUCCAACAACGAAAUGUUCUUAAAAGUUUCUUACAAUCAACUGUUCAAGGCUACUAAUGGCUUCUCUGAAGCGAACUUGAUUGGCCAGGGUGGCUCAAGCUCUGUUUAUAAAGGAACCCUUGAUCAUGAUGACAAUUUUGUUGCAAUAAAAGUUCUACAUCUUCAUAUUCGGGGAGCUCACACAAGCUUUAUAGCGGAAUGUGAAGCAUGGCGAAGUAUUCGACACCGGAAUCUGUUGAAGAUAAUAACUUCGUGUUCAAGCGUUGACUUUCAAGGCAACGAUUUCAAAGCUUUAGUUUACGAUUUCAUGCCCAACGGAAGUUUACAUGAUUGGUUGCAUUCAAAUGCCAAUACAUCUAGACUAGACCUAUUUCAAAGAAUUAAUAUUCUCAUUGAUGUUGCAUAUGCACUUGAUUAUCUUCAUAACCAGUGUUUACCAAGUGUUGUUCAUGGGGACAUAAAGCCUAGCAAUGUUCUGCUGGAUAAUGAUCUGAUGGCCCAUGUUGGAGACUUUGGUUUGGCGAAAUUAAUUGGAACAAAUUCAAACCAAAACAGCUCUACUAGGAUUAAAGGAACAAUUGGAUAUACACCUCCAGAGUACGGCAUGCGGAGUAAUAUGACAAGUAGUGGUGAUGUCUAUAGCUUUGGAAUAUUACUACUAGAGGUUAUGACUGGG